This is a messenger RNA of Salvelinus namaycush (lake trout), 6570 nucleotides long. RefSeq names its product protein argonaute-1. The transcript is spliced from 18 exons. Gene Ontology annotation, molecular function: RNA binding; protein binding. The record is from RefSeq and is a predicted model, not a curated record. NCBI's taxonomy places the organism in Eukaryota, Metazoa, Chordata, Actinopteri, Salmoniformes, Salmonidae. The coding region runs from base 1208 to 3979 and encodes 923 amino acids.
CACACACACACUAUCCCUCCACACACACGCACACUACCCCUCCACCCACACACUGCCCCUCCAGGUUUCCUGAUCUCCAUGACAAUGCCAGUGUUGCUGUGGAGUCUCCAUGGUAAGCCUGGGAAUGUUGGGGGGGACCCCUGUGUUUGUGUGUGGUAGUGGGGGCUCUCCCUCUCUCCCCAGCCCCCCUGUCUGUGUGAUGGAGGAGGAGGGCAGCUGGGGUCUUUGUUGUGAUUGUGAGAGGGCUGUUCUCUGGGGAAGCAGAGGUUAAGACAUGGGCUGGACAGGGCUGGGCUGGGCCCCCUCUCAGGCAGGGAGGAAGGCAGGAGUCUCACAUUUUACCAGGCCGAUCUGAAGUCAUACAUCUCUUGAACUUCACAUACUUGUUUUCCUCACUGCAGUUUGUGUAUUGUAUUCACUCUCCGCUCAAUAACAAAGUUUCAAAUGAUGUUUGACAAGAGGCUAGCAGUAGCAUUCAUGUCAAACGAAAACAUCUCAAAUGCAGGCUUUUAGUCGUUUUCUGUGACCGUUGGAUUGUAUGCCUAUGCUACUGUCUAACUAGCUAAGGCACAUUUAUGAUCGUUCCAUCUUAUGUCGGCGGAGGUCAUUAGAUUAUUUUCAAUACAAAAUCACGCUAGAAGCCCUUGUGAGGCUAGUAGGCUAGCCUACUCCUCCGCUACCAGUUUCUCACCCUGCCUGCGUGUUUAAGGAAAUGUCUGUAUCUUUCUUUCAGUGUCUGUCUGGCUUGGUGUCUCCAGCGUCGCCCUAAUGUAUUCUUUUUCUCUCUCUCUUACCCUUUAAUUAUCAUUGAACCACCAACCACCCCUCUCCCUUCCCUUCUCUUUCGUUCACACCCUCCUUCCUCUCACCCUAAUCGCUUUGUUCCUCCUCCCCUAUCUCCCGCUAUUCUCUCUCUCUCUCUCCACCUACCCCCAUUCCUUCAUUCAUUAUCCCCAUAUUUUGCCGCUCAACCUUUUCCUUCCUGUCCGUCUGUUGCCCUUUUCUUCCCCUCUACUUCUUCCCAUCUCUUCCUCUGACUCGUCAUCCAACUUAUGCCCCCUCUCUCUGCCCGUCAUCCAACUUAUGCCCCCUCUCUCUGCCCGUCAUCCAACUUAUUCCCCCUCUCUCUGACCGUCAUCCAAUUUAUGCCCCCUCUCUCUGCCCGUCAUCCAAUUUAUGCCCCCUCUCUCUGGCCGUCAUCCAACUUAUGACCCCUCUCUCUGGCCGUCAUCCAAUGCCCCCUCGCUCUGCCCAUCGUCACAUGCCCAUGCCCCCUCUCUCUGCCCAUCACAUGCCCGUGCUCACUUUUCUUUCCUCAUUACUCCAUUUAUUUAAUCUCCCAUACCCACAUCCCUACCGUUUCUGCCCUUGCCUAAACUUCCGACACCCUUUCCCUAAAUUGCCCAUGUCUACCACUGCCCCUCCAGUGCCCAUGGGGCCCUUCCCCCCACCUCUGCAGCAGGUGUUCCAGGCACCCCGCCGGCCUGGCAUGGGCACUGUGGGCAAGCCCAUCAAGCUGCUGGCCAACUACUUUGAGGUGGAGAUCCCCAAGAUGGACGUGUUCCACUACGAGGUGGACAUCAAGCCUGACAAGUGCCCCCGACGGGUCAACAGGGAAGUGGUGGAAUACAUGGUGCAGCACUUCAAGCCCCAGCUCUUUGGCGACAGGAAGCCAGUGUACGACGGCAAGAAGAAUAUCUAUACGGUGCUAGCGCUUUCUAUCGGAAGUGAGAAGGUGGACUUUGAGGUAACUAUCCCUGGGGAGGGGAAGGAUCGUAUCUUCAAGGUGUCUAUCCGCUUUCUGGCCACGGUGUCAUGGCGUCUGCUCCAGGAGACGCUGGUCAGCGGGCGCCUGCAGGUACCCCUGGACUCUGUCCAAGCCCUGGAUGUGGCCAUGCGCCACCUAGCCUCCAUGAGGUACACUCCGGUAGGACGAUCAUUUUUCUCCCCACCUGAAGGAUACUACCAUCCCCUGGGUGGGGGGAGGGAAGUGUGGUUUGGUUUCCACCAGUCUGUACGCCCCGCCAUGUGGAAGAUGAUGCUCAAUAUUGAUGUGUCGGCCACGGCCUUCUACAAAGCCCAGCCGGUGAUCGAGUUCAUGUGCGAAGUCCUGGACAUCCGCAACAUUGACGAGCAGCCCAAGACCCUGACCGACUCGCAGAGGGUCCGCUUCACCAAGGAGAUCAAAGGUCUGAAGGUGGAGGUGACCCACUGCGGUCAGAUGAAGAGGAAGUACCGCGUCUGCAACGUCACGCGACGCCCCGCCAGCCACCAGACGUUUCCCCUGCAGCUUGAGAGCGGACAGACAGUAGAAUGUACGGUGGCCCAGUACUUCAAGCAGAAGUACAAUCUGCAGCUCAAAUAUCCCCACCUGCCCUGCCUCCAGGUUGGUCAGGAGCAGAAGCACACCUACCUGCCCCUGGAGGUGUGUAACAUAGUAGCAGGGCAGCGCUGCAUCAAGAAACUGACAGAUAAUCAGACGUCCACUAUGAUCAAAGCCACGGCUCGCUCUGCACCUGACAGACAGGAGGAGAUCAGCCGGCUGAUGAAAAAUGCCAACUUUAACCUGGACCCGUACAUCCAGGAGUUUGGGAUCAAGGUGAAGGAUGAGAUGGCGGAGGUGACGGGAAGGGUGCUGCCUGCCCCCAUCCUACAGUAUGGAGGACGGAACCGGGCCAUCGCCACGCCCAACCAGGGGGUGUGGGACAUGAGGGGAAAGCAGUUCUACAACGGUAUUGAGAUCAAGGUGUGGGCCAUCGCCUGCUUCGCCCCCCAGAAACAGUGUCGGGAGGAGGUGCUCAAGAACUUCACAGACCAGCUGCGUAAGAUCUCCAAGGAUGCUGGGAUGCCCAUCCAGGGCCAGCCGUGUUUCUGUAAAUACGCCCAGGGAGCCGACAGUGUGGAGCCCAUGUUCAGGCACCUGAAGAACACCUACUCUGGACUGCAGCUCAUCAUCGUCAUCCUGCCCGGAAAGACUCCCGUCUACGCGGAGGUGAAGAGAGUGGGAGAUACUCUCCUAGGAAUGGCCACUCAGUGUGUCCAGGUGAAGAACGUGGUGAAGACGUCCCCCCAGACCCUCUCUAACCUCUGCCUCAAGAUCAAUGUCAAGCUGGGGGGAAUCAACAAUAUCCUGGUGCCCCACCAACGGUCAGCAGUGUUCCAGGAGCCUGUCAUCUUCCUGGGGGCCGAUGUAACACACCCCCCUGCUGGAGAUGGGAAGAAGCCCUCCAUUACCGCUGUGGUAGGCAGUAUGGACGCCCACCCCAGCAGGUACUGUGCCACAGUCCGGGUCCAGAGGCCCAGGCAGGAGAUUAUCGAAGACCUUUCUUACAUGGUGCGAGAACUGCUGAUCCAGUUCUACAAGUCGACCCGCUUCAAGCCCACCAGGAUCAUCUUCUACAGGGACGGAGUGCCUGAGGGGCAGCUACCACAGAUACUCCACUACGAGCUUCUGGCCAUCAGGGAUGCGUGCAUCAAGCUGGAGAAGGACUACCAGCCUGGUAUCACCUACAUCGUGGUCCAGAAGCGCCACCACACACGCCUCUUCUGUGCCGACAAGUCUGAGAGAAUCGGGAAGAGUGGUAACAUUCCUGCAGGGACCACAGUGGACACCAGCAUCACUCACCCGUUUGAGUUUGACUUCUACCUUUGCAGUCACGCGGGUAUACAGGGGACUAGUCGGCCCUCACAUUACUAUGUCCUGUGGGACGACAAUCGUUUCACCGCCGACGAGCUGCAAAUCCUCACUUACCAGCUGUGCCAUACCUACGUCCGCUGUACCCGCUCUGUCUCCAUCCCCGCGCCAGCCUACUACGCCCGCCUCGUGGCCUUCCGUGCCCGCUACCAUCUGGUGGACAAGGAGCACGACAGUGGGGAGGGCAGCCAUGUCUCUGGGCAGAGUAACGGUCGGGACCCCCAGGCUCUGGCCAAGGCGGUGCAGAUUCACCACGACACGCUGAGGACCAUGUACUUCGCCUGAGCACCACCCCACACCACCAUCACCACCACUGUCCUUAAGACUCACCAUCCCUCGGUGAGGGGCUUGGGAGCCCACAGGAAGCCUUCCACCUCUUCUCCUCCCUCCAUGGCUGUGACCACCCACACACUCCACAUACCCUCUCUUGACUGACCCACCACAGCCAAACCACCCCAGUACCAGAACUGUACAUCCCUCACCUGAUCAACCCAGGCAGACUCUGCAGCGUCCUGCACAAUGGUUACUAUUAUCAUUAUUGAUAUUAUAUGUUUGUUUGUAUUUACUUUACCAGGACUAUGUGUUUUUAUGUUGACUUAAAAAAAAAAAAAGGGUAUUAUUGUAUUGUAUGCGACCUUCCACACUCCUAUGUAUGCAAUACGGAGGGGAGGAAAACGGGCGCUGAGCUGCCCCGAGACCUUUGACUGCCACCACAAUGCUGCCUCUUACCUAUCCGCAUGGCGGAUGCCAGUGUUCUGUUCCAAGCCCCUGGUACAACAGGAGUCAUGGGACCCCCGGGCGGGGCGGGGGAAGGGUGACAAAAAGGACACACUUAUUAUGAACUUUUUCUCAUGAACUUCAUUCUUAUGUUGCCGUUCUCUUUUUUUUUUUGGCCUUGAUGCGCGCAACGGGACGUAUGGUACAUUAGCACUUAGAGAUUAGCAUGUAGUCAACGCCGCCCAACCUGCACCUAUAUGAAGUGUCUAUGUCUGUGUGAGACUAGCCCUUUGCUCUUAAUUGUGGACAUGGAGCAGAAAUACAAAGGGCAGGUGUAGCAUGUCGUAGAUACGUUAGACUAAGUCCUUCUUCACUGUAUCUGUGCAGGUUGAAUUAGCCAGUAGAGAGAGGGCAAUGUAGAAGUUAGAGGGACCAUUGCAUUGAGUGUAUUGAAUAUACUUGAAUAUACUCACACCCCAUGCACCUAAACCAGCAUUAUUAUUAUCAACCAGCCUAAUGUGAUGCCUACCAAUGGAAAAGGGGCACCUAUGUAAACAGGAAGAAGAUAAUCUUUGUGUCAGAAUGCAUUUACUCUGCGGAGGAAUUACGAGGCACUUUCUUUACCUGAUCGGUUGAUGUUACUUCCGAAUGGGGAGAUUUGUCUUCCCUCAGGCUUCACACGCAGGCCUACCCCCCCCCCCCCCCCCCCCCCACCACCUACCUACAUAAUACAUUAUCUCACACCUACAACCUCUCUAAGCUUGCUGAACCAAUAGAGUGACAGUAGCAAUACAAGGUCUGCAUCUUUUCUUUGUAGGUGUGAAAGCAGAAAAAAGACGCGGGCCAGAGAACACUGAAUGAAGUGUUUCUCCCUCCCUUUUAGCACUUGACCUUGGCUAUAUGAUCAUUUUACACAUUCUAGGUACACAUUCCAACCUAUGUCAAUGGAGAUGACGUACACACCAAAACACUACGUUGACAUACACACACAAAUACUGUACUCACACAGAGCGUCUCUUUUUUUUUUUUUUUUUGUAAAUAGCUUGUCCUACCUACAGACAUCAACCGCAACAUCGUCAACACAAGCACACUCAUGCCUCCUCACCCCCUCACAUUCUCCUACUGAGUGUGUACCGAGCUGCCUCCACGCAUGCACUUGCCCCCUUAAAACCCCCACAUGAAUACUUGCCCCCUCCUUCCAACACCACCACCCAUUUUUCCCCUAUCCAUACCCCGCUCAACCCUCUGCUUCAGCUCCCCUCCUCCCAGCCUAGUGUAUGAUUCCCCAUUGGUGCGCUGUGUGCAUGGACAACACAGAUAGGGGUUUGCGACACAGGUUAUUGGGGGGUACUUACUCAAUAUGCCCUGCCUUCACUUCUGAUCACUUUCUGACUUAAUGAAACGCAUGUAACACAUUUUUAUUGUGACUGGAUAUUCUGAGCCACCUUAGUUUUCCUAGAGAUAGGAGCUUAUUACGCUCACUUCUGCCUUUCAGUCAUAGCCUCAUUUGUGUAAACGGUGAACUGAAAGGCUGCUUUUUGUUUUCUGUAGUGUCAGAGUGUAUCCUCAAGGGGGUACUAUGCGAAAAGUAGUCUGGCGACUUUCAUUUCUUGGCCUUCAAGCGCCUCCAAACAUGUCUGAUGGGUUGUAGAGCCCCUUUUAUGUUGGAAGGGAAUGACGAUAGAGAUUUAAUGAUAUACCAUUUUUGGGGGAAUUCAUGUUUAUGAACUUACGCAAUCAAAAUGCUUUUGUACACCAUUUUACUGACCCCACGUGUCCAAGGUAAUUUGUAUAUAACCUGUAAUGAAUUUGGGCUCAUCAAUGUAGCGGGGCCUUUGCAGUUGGGGUUAGUCGUCCCCCCCCCAGCCCCUCUGUGUUCAAAUUCAGCUUGGGUAAGCUCAGCGCCACUGAUCCAGAUGCAGUUCUUAUCUUCACUCUGGGAAAAGCAUCAUGAUGAGGACACAAGCGAAUCCGCUCCACACUGACUAAGCAAUAUAAAAGCCACUGAUCAAGAACAGUCUUUGUCAUAGCACUUCCCAAUAGGUUGAAUGAAAGGAAAUGGAAGCAACUUAUUUUGGCUCUGUAUGAUGUAAUAGUAUGGGGACUCUGUUGGGGAGGGCUAUUUUUUAAAGAAAAUACAUUUGUUUUUUAUUACUCUU